This is a messenger RNA of Darwinula stevensoni, 4049 nucleotides long. NCBI's taxonomy places the organism in Eukaryota, Metazoa, Arthropoda, Ostracoda, Podocopida, Darwinulidae. The record is from the annotation of a GenBank genome assembly.
AUGGUGCAAUCGUUGCAGGUGGAAAAGGUGGGCCACAUCCGUGUGCGGUGUGCAAGACGGAUUUGGAACAUUUUGGUCAAUCGAGGCCGUUAUCGGCAUCGGAUGCUCCACAAUAUGGGCUGCGGGAAGAGGAAGUGGGUCCUGAGGCCCGUGUCUGCUCCAACUGCCGCUGCCGCUGCAUCCGACGACGCUACAACCAGUACUUGCCCAAAAUGUCCGAUCCCGACAUGUUCGACCCCGAAAUGGCGCGUGAAGAGGCUCCGACAUUUCCCGACCAAGUGGGCAGAAUCUACCAAGGACGCGCAGGACACCAUCAUCAAGGAAUUCCAGAUUCCGCAUGGUGUGAACCGAUGCUGUCCGGCGUGCUUCCACCGCCUGUCGCGGCGCCUGGGUUCCAGUCAGACGGAGAACGGCGGCCUGGAUUCGGAAUCCGGGACCAACGGGAUCCCGUCCUGGACUGACGAAGAGAUAGAGACGGCACGGGUUUCCCUGGCCCAGAACGGGAUGGACUGGUCGAAGAUGUCAGCCGCCUUGGACGCCCGCAAGACCCCGCUCCAAUGCCGCAAGUUCUACUCGGCCAACAAGGACAAGCCCGAGCUAUCUGCAGCCGUUUCCGCAUUCAAGAGGCGACAGGCCGAUGCCGGCCUCGUUCCGCCGCCGUCCGUCACCGACGAGGAAGAAUCCGAAGAGAGCAGCUGCAAAGCCGAGGGGAAAAAACCUACAUUGAAGGAGGAAUACGAUAGUUCUGCCACGGCGAGUGCAGACGAGGGUCAUCAGAUGAUGGAAGCUGACGACUCCCUACAGAAGCCCUUGGCGUUGUCGAUUUCGUCCUCGAUCUCGGCUGAGUCGGACGCGAAAUCGGAGUGCGUGCCGGUAGGGGAGAAGACGGGGGCGACGACGACGAUGAUGAUGCAGCCGAAGCGACUCCCGGACGCAUCUCCGCCUCCCGUGUCGCAGUCCAUCAGACUGAAGGACGUGAUCGAGGGGACCAUCGACCAGACCAUGACGCGGCCCCACAGCCCCAGGCCUCCUCCGGUCUCUUCGCCCACGCUCUCCUCCAUCUUGAAGCCCUCGCCGUCGUCGGGCACCUUGUUCCGACCGCCCGGCCUGGAAGGCCUGGCGAAACCUCAGAACGAACCACCGAUGUCGUCCGCCGCAUCGUCGCCCGGUCCCGCGGAAGACGCCAUAGGUGAAGUGCAGGACUUGAGCGUGAAGAAGAGGGGCUCCCCGCCGCCUCCUCGCACCAUCGCCAAAGCUCCGUUGGUCCUCCGUCGUCCGUCUCCGGCGCUUCCACCCACUUCGGAACCUCCUCCCGCGCAUUGUAAUAGCCUCCAGUACUCUCGACCCCCGGAAUCGUUGGAGCUAUACCCUCCACCCCGCAACCACUCCCCGAGGCCGUUCGCCCCUCUGCGCACUCCAACUCCCGUUCCAGUGAAACCUAUAGCCAAGCCCGCUCUUCCUCCUUCGGCAGCCCCGCAGCUCGUCGUCCCCUCGCCGGUCUCCAAGCAGCCGGGAAAGAUCCCCGUGCGGCCGGUGACGGGUUCCAUCACGCACGGAACUCCAGCCGUCGUCGUCCCUCCUCCACCUUCGCCCCAGUCUCAUAAGUCCCCGGUGGGCCCCAUCCUUCCCAUGGCGCCCCUCUCGAGGCAGCAACGAGACGUCACCGGCUCCAUAUGUCACGGCACUCCGCGAUCCCAACAAGGACAGCAACCGCAUCCGGGAGAAGCGAAACCCCCAGGGGGCGAAGGGUUCUAUCGCCGCCCGUCUCCGUCGUCGGCAGCCGUUCCCGUUUCGUCUCCGUAUCCCGCUCAGUACCCGCCGUACCCUUAUACGACUCAGCCGCAACGCCCCUAUACUUCCGACUCUCAGCUUUCUUCCCGCCAGAUCAUCAUGAACGACUACAUCACCUCGCAGCAGAUGCUGUCCCGACGGGAGAAGGAGUCUCCGCGUCCGGAGUCGGAGCACCGAGAGCGGACGGGGCCGGCGGCGGCGGCGGCGGCGGUGACGAUGCCCCUGGAUCCUCGCUACCCGAUAUACUAUCCUGGAGGUGUGUACGUGACAUCGGAUGGAAGAUACGCGCAGGCGGCAACUUCGACUCCGGUGAAGGAGAAUCGAGUCGAUUGGAACGCGAGACAAGGCGUGAUCAGGGGUCCUCAGCCCUACCCAGCCCAGAUCAAGGGAUCCGAGUCUCCUCGCAACGCGGAAGUGUACCAGGCCGGACACGAACGUCUCGCCGCGUUGGUCGACGUUGCCGUCGCUCAGGCCGAUCGACGGGAAGAACGAGAACGCGAAGGACUAGAACGCGGCCUGGCCGAGUAUGCGAGACGUUAUCACCAGCUGCCGGCACCCAGCUCCACCGGACGCCCCCCUGACAUGAGACAGUAUUCCCCUCAUCUUCCCCCUGGUGUGAAGUAUCAUUCGAUCCCCCCUCCGCCCCAACCGUCUGCCGCCACCCCUCCUCCACCCGACAAGUACAAGCUUCCGUACGGGGGAGAGCAGUACGAAAGGCGGCUCAAGCAGUCCGAGUCCAUGGAUCUGCGGAAGGUGAAUUCGUCGCCGUAUAUGACGGGAGAGAGACGGGAUCUUCAUUACCGGAUGAAAUCCGAAGAGGAGAUGCAGCGUCUCCCCUAUCCGCCGGGCGCCUACCCUCCGCCGCACGAAAUGCCCCGUCCGGGCUCCAAGAUCCCGGCGUCGGGGAGCGAUCAGCUGACGGCGGCUAACCUCAUCGAUGCCAUCAUCACGCAUCAGAUCAACCAGGGCAAGAGCGACCCGGAUAGGAGCACUCAGGAGUUCUUCAGUAAGUACGCGGGGAAGCCGGGUGGACCCGUCGGGAUGCCUCCUCCGCCUCGCGGUAUGGCUCCUCCACCGGAUCAUCGCAUCCAGAGCCCUGCUCCGAGGAACGAGCGGGAUCCCAUCCACGCCCGCGAAGAAGAAAAAGCGAGGCGAGAGCACCCGUCGGGUAUAACGCUUCAACAGCACAUCGACAACAUCAUCCAGAAGGACAUGACCCACCCGUAUUACAAGGAGGUGCCAAACAGCAUGAUGCGUUCGGGGCUUCCGCCUCCCCCGCCCCAGCCGAGCGACGUCUACGCGUGGAAGUUGCAGAAGGCGCUGCACAACGAGAGGAACGCGGCUCAACCGUAUGCACCAGAUGAGAGACAGAUCAUCCGCAUCGCACAGUCGAGCGCAUCGAGCGCCGGAAAACCCCUCUACCCGCCGCAUUCCGCGUACUCGCCGUACAUGAAAGCCGGCACCCCGUACCGGGUGGAGCCGAUAUCGCCCCCAUUGCCCGACUCCAAUCACGUCGAUGUCAGGAACAUGCCGGAUCGUCGCCCGCAGUAUCCCGCGCCCGAGCAUCCGUCUCCGCGACCGCAGAUCUACGACUACGUGAGCAACAAGAUAGCAGAAGUGAUGCGGACGUCGGAGGUCUCGCCCGAGGACAAGCGUUUUCCCAUGAAUCCUCCGGGGAAGGGCGAACGACGGACCCCGAUCCCGGUGUCGCCCCACCGGAACCUGAUCCCAUCUCCGGCUCGACCGGGAAGUCGGCCACCCAGCGAUGAAUCUCGGAGCAGCAAAAGGAGCCUGGAAGAGAAUGCAGGCGGGUCGGAAUCGGAAGAGAUGAGCCGGAAGAAAGCCCGCCCGUCUCCAGAUCCGCGUCAGCCGGAUUCGCCGCAAUCGGGAGAGAUGGUGAUCGACGAGGGGAAACUCCUCUCCCCGCACGAGGAUCUCAAGGCAAAUUCCGCGGACCCGAAGAUGCGGCCGCAGUACUCGAUGUACAGAGGCGGGAUGCCGCCUUCGUGGUACGCUUAUUCGGCCCUGUCGGUGCGGCCCAUGGCGAACGCGUCUUCGGCGUCUUCGGUCGGACCGCCGUCGUCUGCCCCUCCGCCGCCCAUUCCACCUCCUCCUCCCCCUGCCACCUCUUUGGGUUCUCGACCUCGAGAACCCACCCCCAUAUAUUCCUCUCAGUACGAACCCCUAUCGGAUGAGGAUUAGGACAACCUCUUCUUUUUUUUUUCUCUCUUUCUCUCAUUCGUUCUUUCAUUCAAGCA